Messenger RNA from Symbiodinium necroappetens, 423 nucleotides. NCBI's taxonomy places the organism in Eukaryota, Dinophyceae, Suessiales, Symbiodiniaceae. The record is from the annotation of a GenBank genome assembly.
AUGUGCAACACCAACGUGGAUGGCCGCCAGAAGGUGAUGUAUGCGCUGACCGCCAUCCGUGGCAUCGGACGGCGCAUCUCUAACAUCGUGUGCAAGAAGUGCGACAUUGACCUGAACAAGCGCGCUGGCGAGCUCACGACCGAUGAGGUGAACAAGAUCGUUGCAGUGGUUAGCAAGCCCUUGGAGUUCAAGAUCCCGGCGUGGAUGCUCAACCGCAACCGCGACGUCAAGGACGGCAAGACCUCCCAGAAGUAUGCCAACUUCUUGGACCAGGCUCUGCGUGAGGACAUCGAGCGCAUGAAGCGCGUGCGAUUGCACAGGGGUCUCCGCCACUACUGGGGCAUCCGCGUGCGCGGUCAGCACACGAAGACCACCGGCCGCCACCGCGCCUUCGCAUCCAUGGACGGCGGCAAGAAGAAGUGA